CUGAGCGCCUGGCCAAACUGUGGGGAGAACGGAAGGGCAAGCCACAUAUGAACUAUGACAAGCUCAGCAGAGCACUGAGAUAUUACUACAAUAAACGGAUUCUGCACAAGACCAAAGGGAAAAGAUUCACCUACAAAUUUAACUUCAGUAAAUUGAUUCUGGUGAACUACCCCAAUCUGCCUACAUGCCAACAGGUGGUUCAGCCUGGAGCCUCUGUUCCAUUCUCUCUGUCCUCUCAGGGGUCUUCACUGUACAGCCCACAGGACACAGCUCUGCUAUCCAUCUCUCACCCUCUGCUGCUCCCUUACUGCUUCCCAAAGCCCCUCCCCUUUCCUCAGGUUCAUCCAAUCCAGGGACAGUUUCCUCUGUUUUCAGCUCCACCCACUUCAGCAUCUAACCUAUCAGAGCUCUCCCACCUGACACCAUUCAACAAUGCCCUAUACCUUGCCCAGACUUUAAAUGGUUGGUCAACCAAGAGUAGCACAGGGGUAUUUAAACAGAGUCACGGAACCGGGAAAGAGUGAUGACCGUGAAGGACAAGAAAGAAAGCGAGAAAGAGAGAAAAAUGGAGGAGAGAAGCUGAAGAGACUUCAUCUCCACUGGGUAGAGCACAUUUAAAGGUCCCAUUAGAGCACAUUUAAAGGUCCUAUCAGGAAUUGCUAGAACUUGCAGACUAGUUUUUUAUUCUUGCACCACUAACA
This is a messenger RNA of Electrophorus electricus (electric eel), 701 nucleotides long. The record is from RefSeq and is a predicted model, not a curated record. NCBI's taxonomy places the organism in Eukaryota, Metazoa, Chordata, Actinopteri, Gymnotiformes, Gymnotidae.